Alosa alosa (allis shad) is the source of this 1855-nucleotide messenger RNA. RefSeq lists its product as uncharacterized. Gene Ontology annotation, molecular function: D-serine ammonia-lyase activity. Gene Ontology annotation, biological process: D-serine catabolic process. The transcript is spliced from 8 exons. Bases 113 to 1228 code for a protein of 371 amino acids. The record is from RefSeq and is a predicted model, not a curated record. Lineage: Eukaryota; Metazoa; Chordata; Actinopteri; Clupeiformes; Clupeidae.
UGUUUUGAGCUUUUGGACGUUCCGUAGUUACAAGACGGUGAUCGUCUGCCUGCAAGCCGAAGCCGACUUAUUUCAAACACUGGAGUUUGACCUGUGUCGACUUAGUGAAACGAUGGAGGCUGAGUUCACGAAAGACCUGUGCACUCCAGUUUUCAUAGUCGACCUGGACACGGUGAAGAGGAAUGCCAGUGUGAUGCUGGAACGAUUUGAGAAGCUCGGAGUACAGCUACGCCCUCAUAUGAAAACGCAUAAAACAGCAGAGUGCGCAGACAUCAUGACAGGCGGAGCGAAGCGCUGCAUCGUGGUGUCCACUCUGGCCGAGGCAUCCUUUUAUGCCAACCACGGCUAUGACGACAUCCUGUAUGCCUACCCUCUACCUUUUGACAAGGUGGAGCGCUGCGCACUGCUGGCGGAGCGACUGUCCCUCUUCCACAUUCUGGUGGACAACAGCGCCGCCCUGGAGGAGCUUAAGAAGAGGCCACUGCAAAACGGCAAAGCAUGGCAUGUGUGGAUGAAGCUGGACUGUGACAAUGGCCGAGCUGGCAUCCCUUACUCCGAGCCAAGAGCUUUACAGCUGGCCAAGGACAUCGCCGAAACAGCGGGAGUGGAGCUGACUGGGGUCUAUGCCCACUGUGGGAACACAUAUGGUUGUCAAGGGGAGGAGCAGAUUAAGGCAGUUGCUCAGGAAACCACCACACUCACGCUGCAGUUCAUGGAUAAGCUUAAGGCAGCCGGGAUCCAUGGUGUAAAGUCCAGCAUUGGCUCAACUCCCUCCUGCAGCUGCCCUGUCACGGACAUGGCAAUGCUGAGUGAGGUGCACCCUGGGAAUUAUGUCUUUUAUGACGUGCAGCAGUCUCUGAUUGGCUCUUGCAGCCUAAACGAUGUGGCGGUGCGAGUGCUCACUAGGGUUAUAGGUCACUACCCUCACAGGAACCAGCUCCUGGUCGACUGUGGCUGGACAGCCCUUAGCCACGACGGAGGUGGGAAACUCCCCACAGGUUAUGCAGUCAUCGAGGGGCAUCCAGAGCUCAAACUGCUGUCUAUGACUCAGGAGCAUGGGCGAAUAGAGGCCAUGUCUGGGAAGUUAGAUUUCACUAAACAUCCCAUCGGCUCCAUGCUCUCCCUGAUGCCUUAUCAUGCCUGUGCCACUGCUAUGAUGCAUCCCAAGUAUUACGUUCAUUCUAAUGGAAAGAUAGUGGGGACAUGGACUCCUGCACGAGGGUGGUGAUGUUGAUGCUGUCACAUAAAAUACUCUGGGAUUAUCAUAGUAAAAAUGGUUCCUGUGAAGCAGCCAGCUAGGGAUUAUGACAUCACAAAUGAACUGGUAUUAUGACUUGGAAGUGCCGAUCAUGGUUUUAGCUUGGCCAUUCUGAAAUGUGUCAUGAGUAACAUAAUGAACACACAUUAAAGACAUACUGUAAAAGUCUUACAUAAACUAUACACUAAUACACUAUGUGUACACUAUAUAUACACUAUACACUAACUAACUUGCAACAAAUAUGAACAAUACUAACAAAAUGUGUCAAAUAAGAUGAUCACUAAUAUUCAAAAUGUGUUAUGAUUUAUUGUUGAUCUUGUAAUAAUGUUAUGGGGCACCCAUUGUGCUAACUGCAGAAAAUAUCACCAGAUGGCAGCAUAAGCCCUAUUGGUAAACUGAUGCUAAGAAAUACUUGAAUGAGAAAAGACACUAUAUGAACAUGUACUGUUUGGUGAAUUUACCUUGGGUAUCAGAUAUAAGAAAAAAUGAGCAACAGUCAUGUAAGCAGAUGAAGUGACAAGUGUUUAUUUUGUUUUUCUUUGCAUUAAAGGGGAUGUUCAUAGCACUGGAAACAUAUUUCAUUUUUAUUGCAGUUCU